GUCCGUUAUAAAAAAGUAGAAGAAGAAACACUCGCAUUGGCAAUGGAAACAGAUCUGUUUAGCUUAGGGCAUUGGCUUCAGGUAGUUAGUCCAACGUUUAUUCUGAUUUCCAGCCUUGAAACGCCGCUCAACAUAGCUGCUCUGUGAAAUAACAGCAGCGAGUCCAACUUUAGCAGCUGAAAAAUGGACACAGGUGAUCAAACGGUCGUCUCCAAAGGCCGGUUUCUGUCGAAAAACCCCGGAGGAACAGAAAAAACGUCGAUGAAUAACAAGGACUCGUUGCCUCUGGCCUCUCUCCGCCUCCUGGUUCCCCCCUUCCAGCUCGUGACGGCCUCCAUGUGGCAGGUGCUGAAGCAACAGGACGUGAAGAGCUACUGGGAUGUGGCGGAGUUUGUGUCCAUGGUGGGGGACAUGGUCCCAGAGCUGCUGAUGGCCAAGCACAGGUGGCAGCUGACUGUCGGGUUGAGAUCAAGGUACAUCCUGGAGCUGUGCCAAGGUGAACAGCCGGUGAAGCCAGAAUGCAUCCUUUCCUACCUGGAGAAGAUCCGAGCCACACGCCCUUCUCUGACAGACGGAGGAGAUUUGGCAGAGCAGGAAGUGACAGAGAAGUUCCUUGAGAUGAUUCAGAUUCUGCUUAAAGAUCCGGGACAAAAAAGAGACUUUUUCACGGAGGUGUUUCCUGCAGAGUACGGUCCUCAGUACGACAACGACUUGCAGACCUUGUUUUCAGAGUUUGUCUGUCGGCUUGCUCAGCUGCUGCCGGUCCCUGACCUGGAACAGGUGUUCCCUCAGACCACCUCCUGGCUCAGAUAUGAAAGCUCCGUGGUGGACGACUGUCUGCAGACACUUUCUGAUCCUUCUGAUCUGAAAAAUCUGCUGCAACACCACAAAAACCUAGGACAUUUGGAGCAACAUGUCCCUCCAUCCUGCAUGGGUGAAACCAUCCUUUCCUCACUGUCUGCUGUUUCAUGCUUGAAAGUUUGGAAACCUGCAGAGCAGCCCAGCCUGUCCCGUCCCCAGCAAAGUCCCAGCGCUGCACCGUUAGUGGAGGAUGUUGCUGUUGAAAUUAUCACUGUGUCAGAAUCAGCAGAGGUUGUAAUUGCUGCAAGCUCAAACACUGAAGCAAUGGUGGCGGAAAAAUACUUUGAAGUUGCAGGCCCAGCGGAUGAAGACGCUUUAACUGUGUCUUCUGACCAGAAGAGCAGCAGAGAGGAAGUGGAGAAAGAGGCAUGUUCUCAGCAUAAAAUCACUGUGGGAUUGCAUGAGUGUCCAGACUGCAAUAAGAGGUUCAAGUUUGCCUCCUCCCUGCUGGCACACAGCGUAAUCCACAGCGGGGUGCGCCCCCACCACUGCAGUGACUGCGGCCGCAGCUUCUCCUUCAGGCAGUCGCUGGACCGGCACAGGCACACGCACAGAAGUGGACGCACGUAUGACUGUGCAGUCUGCGGGGAGACGUUCCGCUCUCUGUCAGCGCGCACCGAGCACAAGCACGUGCACAUGCAGGACCGCGCCUACACCUGCUCCCAGUGCAACCGGAGGUUCAGCUUGGAGCUGUCGCUCGCCAGGCACCUGAAAACUCACCUGGACGGUGGAUUGGUGGACAAAGCGUCAGACAGCGGCGAGGAUGAAAGACCUGCAGAAUGCAUCAGCCAAGAUCAUACAGAAGCAGAGGAUCUAAGAGACGAUGACAGCAGCAGAGAGUUCCUGAGGGGUCAGCGGGGUUCAAGCAGUGAUCCUGCUGAAGUGUCGUACAGUGACAUCCCGAUGAAAGUACGAACAAGUGGGCGAAAACGCACUCCAACCAUGAAGAUCCAGGUGAUAAACCUACAGAAGCACAUGAGCAACCAAAGACGGAAGGACUCUAGGAAGACGCGCCCCCCGACUCCGCGGCCUUCCAUUUGUUCAGAACAUUCUUAUGGAUCUCCGGUCAUCACAAAGCAGGAUUUUUCAAUGGAGUCUUCUUUGGGUCGGGACUUCCAGGAUGAGAGCAUAGUCCAGCCUGAGGAGACUGCAGACGAAAAGCCUACCUGUCAGGUAUCAACUGAUGAAGAAGGACACUUCAACUGUCCGGACUGUGAGAAGAGCUUCAGGUUCCUGUCUUUACUAAAAGCCCACCGGCGGGUCCACACAGGGGAGCAGCCCUUCUCGUGCUCUCAGUGUGGAUGGCGUUUCUCCUUCAAACAGUCUCUGGACAGGCACGAGCAGACUCACAAGUCUGGACACAAGUACACGUGUCUGAUCUGCGGGGACCUCUGUAAGUCUGCAGCAGAUCUGACUGAACACCAAAGCGGCCACAUGGAGGACGGGGAGUACUUGUGCUCUGAAUGCGGCCAGACCUUCUCAUGGAGGUCAGCACUGGUGAGGCACCUGAGGACUCAUGGUAUGAAUGCGGACAUGGUGGAGGACCCGUACAAAUGUCCUUACUGCAGCCUUAGCUUUAGCUGUGCCAGCUACCUUAAAAGACACAUCCAAACACACCAGGAGGAACGAGUUCAUGCCUGCAGCUGUGGGAAGAGCUUCACCUACCGGGCAGCUCUCACCGCGCACCAACGGACCCAUCAAAAGGAGCGUCCGCACACCUGCACCCAAUGCGGGAAAGGCUUCCUGUACAAGGGGGGGCUACUGAGCCACAUGAAGAUCCACUCUGAGGAAAUGCCCUUCAUGUGUUCCUUCUGUGGGAAGAGCUUCAAGAGGGAGCGCAACAUGAAGAAGCACGAGCGCUGCCACACCAGAGAGAACGUCUUCAGGUGCUCGCAGUGCGACAAGAGCUUCGUCUACAAGGCCACGCUGAUCCGGCACGAGCUGACGCAUUCAGGCGAGAGGCCCUACCUGUGCUCCGACUGCGGGAAGGGUUUCUUCUCCCACGCAGAGCUCCUGAAGCACGAGCGCUUCCACACGGGCCAUAAACCCUUCCAGUGCUCCUACUGCGAUAAGAAGUUCACCCAGUCGUGCUACCUCACCAUCCACCUGCGCUACCACACAGGAGCGCGGCCGUACACCUGCGCCGAAUGCGACAAGAGCUUCCUGAGCGCCAACCGCCUGAAGAGGCACCAACGAACGCACACAGGCGAGAAGCCCUAUCCAUGCAUGGAGUGUGGGAAAGGGUUCAAGCAGUCUUAUCACCUGAAAAUGCAUCAGAGGACACAUGUGUCAUGAAUACUGCUGUGAACAAUCAUUAAAGGGUUAGAAAAAUCAAGGAUCCCACUUUUUAAUGUGUGUAACCAAAGAAAAUGUUUAUAGGAAAUGUUCAUUCUGAGCGCUGGACUUGUGUAAAGAAAAGCGAACAUUGAGCUCUUGUGUGCUGCCUGUGGGGGCAUUAUCAUGAUAUGGGGUUGUUUCAGUGGGGCCAAAGUACUGAUAACAAACAAAAGCUACAAUCACCCAAUUAACCAAAUAAACCUAAGUCCACUA
Oryzias latipes (Japanese medaka) is the source of this 3411-nucleotide messenger RNA. RefSeq lists its product as uncharacterized. The record is from RefSeq and is a predicted model, not a curated record. NCBI's taxonomy places the organism in Eukaryota, Metazoa, Chordata, Actinopteri, Beloniformes, Adrianichthyidae. Gene Ontology annotation, biological process: regulation of transcription by RNA polymerase II. Gene Ontology annotation, molecular function: RNA polymerase II transcription regulatory region sequence-specific DNA binding; DNA-binding transcription factor activity, RNA polymerase II-specific. Gene Ontology annotation, cellular component: nucleus.